This is a messenger RNA of Eimeria tenella, 4146 nucleotides long. RefSeq lists its product as uncharacterized. NCBI's taxonomy places the organism in Eukaryota, Apicomplexa, Conoidasida, Eucoccidiorida, Eimeriidae. Bases 1 to 4146 code for a protein of 1381 amino acids. Gene Ontology annotation, cellular component: nucleus. Gene Ontology annotation, molecular function: protein serine/threonine kinase activity. The transcript has a single exon. The record is from RefSeq and is a predicted model, not a curated record. Gene Ontology annotation, biological process: positive regulation of apoptotic process; intracellular signal transduction.
AUGAAGCAGCAGCAGCAGCAGCAGCAGCAGCAAGAGGCGCAGCAAAGUCGAGACUCCGAAGAGAAGCAGCGGCAAAGACUGCAGCAGCAGCAGCAAAAUGAAGUAAUUCUUGCGCGCCAAGGGCUCCAGCAACAACAGCAGCAAGCGCUGCAGCAGCUGCAGCAGCAGCUGCAGCAGCAGAGGCAGCAGGGGCAUCUGCUAGAAAAACGGGAACACCUGCACCAGCAGCAGCAGUGUGGCAUGACCAGCAUAGCUCAGCUGCUGCCUUGCUGCUGCUGCUGCUGCUGCUGCUCUGUUUCCGUUUGCUGGGGGGCCCUUGAGGGGUGGGUCCCUCAGGGGGGCCCCUGCUGCGCUGCAGCAGCAGCAGCAGGAGCUUGGAAUGCAUGCAGAGGCUUCAGGCGGGGGGCCCCUGGUGCAGCUACUACUUCUGACGUGCUGCUGCUGCUGCUGCAGCAGCAGCAGCAGCAAAGAGACCUAGCAGCCGACCGCCUGCUGCAGGCAGUGGGGCUGAGGCCUGCUGCAGCAAUGCGGCAACAGCUCAACACACUGCUGCUGCUGCUGCAGCAGCAACUAGACCAGCUGCUGCUGCAGCACGGCCUGACACAAGCUCAGCAGCAGCAACGCAAACAGCAGCAACAGCACCAACAGCACCAACAGCAGCAGCAGCCUGAGCUGCAGCAGCAGCAGCAGCAUCAAGAGGAACAGCAGCAGGAAGCAGACUAUGAGGAUCCUUCAGAGGGGCCCCCAGACGAGCCGCAGCAAACAAACCCCCCGAGCGAAAUCCCUGGGGCCCCCCAAGGGGCCCCCCAAGGGGCCCCCCAAGGGGCCCCACAGGGGGCCCCACAGGAGAGUUUAGUACUUGAGAACAUUCUGGAAAGAUCCCCAAAUGGAGUUCCGCAAGGACUAUUUUCGGGAGACGACUCGUCUGCUGCAGCAGCAGCAGCAGAUGCUGCUGCUGCUGCUGCUGCUGCUGCUGCUGCUGCUGCUGGGGGCGCAGCAGAGGAAAAGGUUUCUCUGGCUGGAUAUGUUGCUGCUGCUGCAACAGCAGCAGCAAAGAGAUCACGCAGGAGAAGGCUUGAGGCCCUACUGGCCCGAGAGGCCCUUUACAGGGUACUUCACGCAGCACAAAGGGCCCCCCAGGGGGCCCUUCAAGGGGACGCUCAAGGGCCCCCCCAAGGGGCCCCCCAGGGGGCCCCCCAAGAGGCCCUUCAAGGGGCCCCCCAGGGGGCCCCCCAAGGGGCCCCCCAAUCGCCAACAGACGGCCAAAAAGAAUGUCCAAGGACCGCUUCAGAAGUCCCUGUUGAGGGCCCCACAGCUGGAGGCCCCCUGAUAGCUGGGGGCCCCACAUCUGGGGGCCCCAUACAUGGGGGCCCCACAUCUGGAGGCCCCACAUCUGGGGGCCCCAAAGAGGGUGCAGCAGGCGGUGGUGAGGGCCACUUAGGGGGCGAGGGCCUUAGGGUACUGGAGAGGGGGCCCCCAAAAGAUGGGGGCCCCCCAUAUGGCGGGGGGCCCCCCAAUGGCGGGGGCCCCCCAAGUGGGGAGGGGCCCCCAAAUGGCGGGGGGCCCCCAGAUAGGGGGAGGGGCCCAGAUGGGGAGAGCCUUUUGCUGCUAGAUGGUUCCUUAGAGAAAAAGGAAACAGGAGUGCAGCAGCAGCAGCUGCUGCAGCAGCUGCUGCUGCAGCAGCUGCUGCCGAGGUCCCCUUUGGCUGCUUGGGUUACUUCUGCGGCAGCAGCAGCAAGCCCUGCCAAGAGCAGCAGCAAAAGAAGAGGCCGCUCUAGCUCCAGACCUGCUGCUGCAGCUAGGCGCACUCCCGAAUUUCUGCUGCUUCUCACCCCAACACAGCAGCAGCAGCAGCAGCAGCAGCUGCAGCAGCAGCAGCUGCAGCAGCAGCAGCUGCCGCAGCAGCAGCUGCCGCAGCAGCAGCUGCCGCAGCAGCAGCUGCCGCAGCAGCAGCUGCCGCAGCAGCAGCUGAACUGUUGGGCGGACGAGGAGACAAACGGCGAGGAGACAGCAAAGGCGCAGCAAAGUGCAGCAAAAACGGGCAGCACGAGCUCUCCACCCACAGUGCAGCAGCAGCAGCAGCAGCAGCAGCAGCACAGCCACCGAGCAUGUCUGCAGCAACAAGCGCCGCAGGAGGAAGAACAGCAGCUAUGUAAACUUCAGCAGCAGCAGCAAGAGCAGCAGGAGCAGAUGCAGCGACAGGAGCAGCAGAAAUUCGAGCAGCAGCUGCAGCAACAGGUGAAGCAAGAGCUACCGUUGUCACCGCAACAGCAAGAGCAGCAGCAGGAGCAGCAGCAGCAGGAAGAGCAGCAGCAGCAGAAGCAGCGGGGGAGACAACAGCAGUGGCAGCAGCCGCGUCUGUUUUUCUCUCCUGCUGUCGAGACUGCUGCAGCAGAAUGGCUGCAUGCGGUUUGCUGCUGCCGCGGGCUGCAGCAGCAAAGGCCUUCAACAGCAGCACAAGGAAAUGCUGCUGUCCUUAGAGCCAUCAAGCAGCUGGACAUGCGUUGGCUGCAGCAGCAGCAGCGGGAGCAGCGGGAGCAGCAGCAGCAGCAACGGCAGCAGCAGCAAGGGCAGCAGCAGCUGUUGCAAGAGCAGCCAGAGCAGCGGCAGCAGCAGCACGAGCGCCGGCAGCAGCAGCAACAGCAAGAGCAGCAGCACCAGCAACAGCGAGAGCAACAGCAAGAGCAGCAACAGCAGCUAGAGCAGGCGCGACGGCAGCCGGAGGAGCUGCAGCAGCAGCAGCAAGAGCAUCAAGAUGGGCUACAACAGCAGCGGAAACUGCAGCAGCAACAACAGGUCCUGCAGCAGCAGCUGCUCCUGCCGCCUCUAGUGAGCAGCUGCAGCUCAUUAGGCCCCAGCAGUUCUCAGAACGCUGUCAGCAGCAGCAGCAGCAGCAGCAGCAGCAGCAGCAGCCACAGCAGCAGCAAGAACGACAGCAACAAUGGUCACUGUAGAAUUAACAGCUGCACGGAAGGUGGUAGCAUAUGCAACAGCAGCGGCAGCAGCAGCAACAAUGACGGCUGCAAUAGCAGCAGCAGCAGCAGCAGCAGCGCUGCGGGUCUGCUGCCGCUGGAAGUGGGGUAUGUUUUCUGGGGGCCUCCCUCAUCUCCCUUCAAGUGUCUUUACAAAGGUAACGCUGCUGCUGCUGCUGUUGCUGCUGCUGCUGCUGCUGCAGUAGCAGCAAAGAGUCCCGCAGCAGCAGAAGAGCAAGCUGCGGCAAGUUGUGCAGCAGCAGCACUAGCAGCAGCAAUAACGGCGGAAGAAGCAGCAGCAAGUACAGCAGCAGCAGCAAGUGCAGCCACAGAACCAUCAGCAGCAGCAGCACAACCAACGGCAGAAGCAGAAGCACAAACAGCAGCAGCAGACCCAACACUGAGAGACAGUGCAGCAGCAGCAGACACAGGAACAGCAGUGGGCAGCAGCAGCUCUGUCACAACAGCAGCAGGUGCAAGAGCAGCAGCAGACAGCAGCAGCACUGCUGCAGCAGCAGAGACAGAAGCAGCAGCAGCAGGAGGAGGAACAUCAAGAGGAGCAGCAGCAGCAGAACUUAAAACAGCAGCUGCAGCGCCGGAACCGCCAGCGCCAGCUCUAGGAGACGUAGCGGCCCCACUGUCCCCGGUAGCAGCAGCAGCAGCAGCAGCAGAAGCAGCAGCAGCAGCAGCAGCAGCAGAUGAAAUGUGGGAGAUGGUAGUUAAGGUUUUGGGGGCCCCCGGCAGCUGCCUAAUAUACCACGGCCCCAACCACUACGCACUUGUGUUCGCUGCUCGGGAGUACAGGGCAGGCACCUGCUGCUGCUUCUGUUGCUGCUGCUGCUGCAGCAGCAGCAACACCGGCCAGCAGCAACAACAGCGGCAGCGUGAAGAGUGCUUUGACUCCAUUGCCGCUGCCAAACAGGAGGCCACGCCGUUACCUCUACAGAACACUUCCAGCAGCAGCAGCAGCAGCAGCAGCAGCAACAGCGGCAGCAGCAGCAGCAGCAGCAGCAGCAGUUGCUGCUGCAACAGGGAGGCAUCUGUGCAGCGCGAGCUGCUGACAGCUCGCCGGCGGCAGCAGCCGGCGGUUUGGAUUUCUUUUGAACUUCUUUGCCAAGAAAUGGAAAAGACAAAAGGGUAUAGACUGCUCUACGUCACAAACCCUAAACCCUAA